AUGAGAGAAGCCGCCGCCGCCGCCGAGCUGGUCCCCCCGCCCGCCUUCGCCGUCACCCCCGCCGCCGCCAUGGAGGAGCCGCCACCGCCGCCGCCGGGACCCGAGCCUGAGCCCGAGCCGGAGCGCUGCCGGGCGGCGAGGCAAGAGCGCGCGUUAGGAGAUUCCGGCUGCCAGAAUUCCGAGUCUGAUCCAGAGGACUUUCCAGAUGAAACCAAUACAGAGAACCUUGAUGGCACCUCUCCCCCCAGCACCCCUCGGCAGAUAAAACGCAUGUCCACCAAGCACCAGAGGAAUAACGUCGGGAGGCCUGCUGGCCGGUCUGGUUUGAAAGAAAAAAUGAAUGCACCAAACCAGCCUCCACACAAAGACACUGGAAAAACUGUGGAGAAUGUGGAAGAAUACAGCUAUAAGCAGGAGAAAAAGAUCCGAGCAGCUCUUAGGACAACAGAGCGCGACCAUAAGAAAAAUGUGCAGUGCUCGUUCAUGUUGGACUCGGUGGGUGGGUCUUUGCCCAAAAAAUCAAUUCCAGAUGUGGAUCUUAAUAAGCCUUACCUCAGUCUUGGCUGCAGCAACGCUAAGCUUCCGGUAUCCGUGCCCAUGCCUAUAGCCAGAACUGCACGCCAGACUUCUAGGACUGACUGUCCGGCAGAUCGCUUGAAGUUUUUUGAGACUUUACGACUUCUGCUAAAGCUUACCUCAGUCUCAAAGAAGAAGGACAGGGAGCAAAGAGGACAGGAAAAUACGUCUGCUCUCUGGUUUAACCGAUCUAACGAGCUCAUCUGGUUAGAGCUACAAGCCUGGCAUGCAGGACGGACCAUUAAUGACCAGGACCUCUUUUUGUACACAGCCCGUCAAGCCAUCCCAGAUAUUAUCAACGAAAUCCUUACUUUCAAAGUGAAUUAUGGGAGCUUUGCCUUUGUUCGAAAUGGAGCUAGUUUUAAUGGUACUUCAGUAGAAGGGCAGCGCAGAGCCCCUCAUGGAACAAAGAUUGUGGGUUACUCAACAUAUCAUGAGCAUCUCCAACGCCAGAGGGUGUCAUUCGAGCAGGUGAAACGGAUAAUGGAGCUGCUGGAGUACAUAGAAGCACUUUAUCCAUCGUUGCAGGCUCUUCAAAAGGACUACGAAAAAUAUGCUGCGAAAGACUUCCAAGACAGGGUGCAGGCGCUCUGUUUGUGGUUAAACAUCACAAAAGACCUAAAUCAGAAGUUAAGGAUUAUGGGCACUGUUUUGGGCAUCAAGAAUUUAUCAGACAUUGGCUGGCCAGUGUUUGAAAUCCCUUCUCCUCGAUCAUCCAAAGGCAAUGAGCCGGAAGAUGAGGGUGAUGACACAGAAGGGGAGUUGAAAGGGCUGGAGAGUAGCGCGGAUGAGAGCGAAGAAGAAGAGCUCUCUGGUCCAAGGGCCCCGGAACCCACACAGCCCGCUGACCGCCGUUUCAGCAUCCAUUCUCAGGACUGCGUGUCUAAGAAGCUUGAGCGGCUUGAGUCUGAGGAUGAUUCUGCUGGCUGGGGAGCCCCAGACGGCAGCACGGAAGCAGGCUUUAGUAGACACUGUCUGACUUCUAUUUAUAGGCCAUUUGUAGACAAAGCGCUGAAGCAAAUGGGGUUAAGAAAGUUAAUUUUAAGACUUCACAAGCUGAUGGACGGUUCCUUGCAAAGGGCACGUAUAGCACUGGUAAAGAGUGACCAUCCAGUGGAGUUUUCCGAAUUUCCAGACCCCAUGUGGGGUUCAGAUUAUGUGCAGUUAUCCAGGACGCCAUGUUCCUCGGAGCAGAAAUGCAGCACUGUGUCGUGGGAUGAACUCCAGUCCAUGGACUUGCCCUCAUUCGAACCUGCCUUCCUGGUCCUCUGUCGAGUCCUUCUGAAUGUCAUACAUGAGUGUCUGAAGUUAAGAUUGGAGCAGAGGCCUGCUGGAGAACCGUCUCUCUUGAGUAUUAAGCAGCUGGUGAGGGAGUGUAAGGAGGUGCUGAAGGGCGGCCUUCUGAUGAAGCAGUACUACCAGUUCAUGCUGCACGAGGUUCUGGACGACCUGGAGAAGACCGACUGCAACAUCGAUGCCUUCGAGGAGGACCUGCACAAAAUGCUGAUGGUGUAUUUUGAUUACAUGAGAAGCUGGAUCCAAAUGCUACAGCAGUUACCUCAGGCGUCCCAUAGUUUAAAAAAUCUGUUAGAAGAAGAAUGGAAUUUCACCAAAGAAAUAACCCAUUACAUCCGGGGAGGAGAAGCACAGGCCGGCAAACUUUUCUGUGACAUCGCAGGGAUGCUGCUGAAGUCGACAGGAAGUUUUUUAGAGUUUGGCUUACAGGAGAGCUGUGCCGAGUUCUGGACCAGCGCCGACGACAGCAACGCUUCAGACGAAAUAAGGAGGUCUGUCAUAGAGAUUAGUCGGGCGCUGAAGGAGCUCUUCCACGAAGCCAGAGAAAGAGCCUCCAAGGCCCUCGGAUUUGCCAAAAUGUUGAGAAAGGACCUGGAAAUAGCAGCAGAAUUUGUACUUUCAGCCCCAGUCAGAGACCUUCUGGACGUUCUGAAAUCAAAGCAGUAUGUUAAGGUACAGAUUCCCGGCUUGGAAAACUUGCAGGUGUUUGUCCCAGACACCCUCGCUGAGAAGAGCAUUAUUCUUCAGUUGCUCAAUGCAGCUGCGGGAAAGGACUGCUCCAAAGAGUCCGAUGACGUCCUGAUUGACGCGUACCUACUGCUCACCAAGCACAGCGACCGCGCCCGGGAUGCCGACGAUGGCUGGGCCGCGUGGGAAGCGCAGCCCGUCAAAGUCGUGCCGCAGGUGGAGACCGUCGAUACCCUGAGAAGCAUGCAGGUGGAUAAUCUUUUACUAGUUGUCAUGCAGUCUGCCCAUCUCACAAUUCAGAGAAAGGCCUUCCAGCAGUCCAUCGAGGGACUCAUGACUCUGCACCAGGAGCAGACAUCCAGUCAGCCGCUCAUCGCCAAGGCUUUGCAGCAGCUAAAGAAUGACGCGCUAGAGCUUUGCAACAGAAUAAGCGAUGCCAUCGACCGAGUGGACCACAUGUUCACUUCCGAAUUUGAUGCGGAGGUUGACGAAUCUGAGUCUGUUACGCUGCAGCAGUACUACCGCGAGGCGAUGAUUCAGGGGUACAACUUUGGUUUCGAGUAUCAUAAAGAAGUUGUUCGUUUGAUGUCUGGAGAGUUUAGACAGAAGAUAGGAGACAAAUAUAUAAGCUUUGCCCGGAAGUGGAUGAACUAUGUCCUAACUAAAUGUGAGAGCGGUCGAGGUACAAGACCCAGGUGGGCAACCCAAGGUUUUGAUUUUCUACAAGCCAUUGAACCUGCCUUUAUUUCAGCUUUGCCAGAAGAUGACUUCUUGAGUCUUCAAGCCUUGAUGAAUGAAUGCAUUGGCCAUGUGAUAGGAAAGCCACACAGUCCUGUUACAGCCAUCCAUCGGAACAGUCCCCGUCCCGUGAAGGUGCCGCGAUGCCACAGUGACCCUCCUAACCCACAUCUGAUUAUCCCGACUCCAGAGGGAUUCAGGGGUUCCAGCGUCCCUGAGAACGACCGGCUGGCUUCCAUAGCUGCGGAGUUACAGUUUCGGUCCUUGAGCCGCCACUCGAGCCCCACCGAGGAGCGCGAUGAACCAGCAUAUCCAAAAGGUGAUUCAAGUGGGUCAGCUCGAAGAAGUUGGGAACUUCGGACACUUAUCAGCCAGACUAAGGACACUGCUUCCAAACAAGGACCCAUAGAGGCUAUCCAGAAGUCGGUCCGAUUGUUCGAAGAAAAGAGGUAUCGAGAAAUGAGGAGAAAGAAUAUCAUUGGUCAAGUUUGUGAUACCCCUAAAUCUUAUGAUAAUGUUAUGCACGUAGGCUUGAGGAAGGUGACCUUCAAGUGGCAAAGAGGAAACAAAAUUGGGGAGGGGCAGUACGGGAAGGUCUACACCUGCAUCAGUGUCGACACUGGCGAAUUGAUGGCUAUGAAGGAGAUUCGAUUUCAACCUAACGACCAUAAAACUAUCAAGGAAACUGCAGACGAAUUGAAAAUCUUUGAGGGCAUCAAACACCCCAAUCUGGUUCGGUAUUUUGGUGUGGAGCUGCAUAGAGAAGAAAUGUACAUCUUCAUGGAGUACUGUGACGAGGGGACAUUAGAAGAGGUGUCGAGGCUGGGACUUCAGGAGCACGUCAUCAGGCUGUAUUCAAAGCAGAUCACCGUUGCCAUCAACGUCCUCCACGAGCACGGCAUAGUUCACCGAGACAUUAAAGGGGCCAACAUCUUCCUCACCUCGUCUGGACUCAUCAAGCUCGGGGAUUUUGGAUGCUCCGUAAAGCUUAAAAACAACGCACAGACCAUGCCGGGCGAAGUGAAUAGCACCCUGGGGACCGCAGCAUACAUGGCUCCAGAAGUCAUCACUCGCGCAAAAGGAGAAGGCCACGGGCGUGCCGCUGACAUCUGGAGUCUGGGGUGCGUCGUCAUAGAGAUGGUGACUGGCAAGAGGCCUUGGCAUGAAUAUGAACACAACUUCCAGAUUAUGUAUAAAGUGGGCAUGGGGCACAAGCCACCGAUCCCUGAAAGACUAAGCCCAGAAGGAAAGGACUUCCUUUCUCACUGCCUUGAAAGUGAGCCCCGGAUGAGGUGGACGGCCAGCCAGCUCCUCGACCACGCCUUCGUCAAGGUUUGCACAGAUGAAGAAUGAAGCCAGUUGGUCUGUGGCCUGGUGGUGUGUGUGCUCGGAGAAUUCUCUCAAUCACUACUGUAUGUAAUAUUUACAUAGAGACUGUGCCGAGAAGCAGUGUAAGCCUUUCUAACCUUCCAAGACUGAGGACUGCACAGGCGACAAGCGUCACUUGUCCUGCUGCUCCUGUUUGUUCGAUGCGGCGCGGGGCCCUUCCGCGUGACGGUGUCCACGAGGUAAAGAAGCUGCAUGUUAAGUGCCAUUACUACUGUACACGGACCAUCGCCUCUGUCACCUGUUUCUCGUGUGACUGAGGACCGUGACGUCAGUGUAGUAUUUUUGACCUUCCCGGGUUCAAAAGCAGUUGUAGUGUUAUCGGUGUCCUGGGCCUUGUUGUUAAACUUCUUGUUUGUCGAGUGCACUGACUGUGAAACCUUACCUUUUUGUCAUUGGCAAGCCACGGGCUUGUUACGCAAAGGCUGAUUGAUGAAAUUUCAGAAAAAGGUUCUUUUUUCAAUAAAUGGUUUAUUUUAGGAAAGUUCA
Molecule: messenger RNA, 5172 nt
Organism: Lynx canadensis (Canada lynx)
Lineage: Eukaryota; Metazoa; Chordata; Mammalia; Carnivora; Felidae
Gene: MAP3K4
Product: mitogen-activated protein kinase kinase kinase 4
Exons: 26
Coding region: 1-4650 (1549 amino acids)
Biological process (GO): protein phosphorylation; MAPK cascade
Molecular function (GO): ATP binding; protein kinase activity
Source: RefSeq, a predicted model, not a curated record